Molecule: messenger RNA, 1400 nt
Organism: Dermacentor andersoni
Lineage: Eukaryota; Metazoa; Arthropoda; Arachnida; Ixodida; Ixodidae
Gene: bug
Product: thioredoxin domain-containing protein bug
Biological process (GO): cilium assembly
Cellular component (GO): cilium
Source: RefSeq, a predicted model, not a curated record
CAGUGCAAUCGGCACUGGCAUCAGCAACAUGGCUCCUGUGUCGUUUUUGUGCUGCGUGUUCGUCGUUUCGUUAUUUUCUUGCCAAGGCGAGCAGGUUGAUGAAAUUGUCGUAACGUCUCGUGAAAACACCGAAGACACGGUCGUCAAUGAACCAGAAGUCCCAGGUGCCCAGAGUGUACUACCUGUCGACGCCGCCGAAGGGGACGCGGAAACGAACAGCACUGCCGACGACACCAACAACUCCACGGAAACGGCUGGCGCCCGCAACGCGUCGUCGACGUCCAAUCCGAUCCGAUGCCUUCCCAGUAACGCGUCGAGGAACGAAAGCGACGAAUUCAACGCGUUGCAGCUGAUCAACGGCACGGCCCUUCUUCAGGAGCUCUCGCCUGCGCCAAACAAGACGAACUCGACCAGCGGCCGUUGCAUUGUCGUCACGUUCUACUCGCCCUACUGCAAUUUUUGCGCCAGCGCUGCGCCCUACGUCAACGCUCUGCCCGCCGGCUUUCCCGAUCUCGAGUUCUACGCCGUGGACGUCGUCAAGUCGAGCCACAUAAACAUGCGCUACGGCCUCGUCGCCGUCCCCAGUAUACUUCUCUUCCACAACGGCCGCGCCGUGGCCAAGUUUAACGACACGUUCGUGACUAUGCAAGGUUUGAUGGCGUUCGUUACCAGGCACACGGGAAUGCAAGCCAGUCGGCCGCUAGACCCAGACUACAAUGGUCCGCUGGCUGAUAAACCGCUAGAAUACACAGACUGGGUGCUCGUUUCGGCGUGGCUGUUCACCAUCGUCUGUGCCGUGGGCGCCUUUCUGCGGUCGAGCCUCUGCAAGAGAAUGGUGGCCAGUGUCCAGAACGCUUGGCGGGAAGCGCAACACCAGCAUCAAGACUGAGAAUGCGACGUUGUAAGAAGUGCGCCCGCAGCCAAAGUUUUGCAAGAUUGUUUUGGUCAGAUAGUAACUCGUAAAGUUUCUGCCCCGUGCGACAUCAACGUAGCUUGUGUCAGACGAGGAUCUCAGAAACGGGCAAGAUUUGCACCGUUUUCUUGCACGUCUGCUGUCACAGGAAGCCCACACCCAUUUACUUGCAAAGCUGAUUUUGCCAGCCAUGACACGCCAUACGUGGUGAUGCUACAGGUCGAGCUGUACAGACCAACCAUAGAACUCUGUGCUGGUUGACCAUUAUGCGGUUAGAAGAUGGUUGCCCGUAAAGUGCAUUUGUAAAGGAAACGGUGCAUAUUUGUACCUGAUCUUGCCGAUGACAAGAUUUAGGCCUACGUGAAAAUGCUUAUCAUUAGCGCAUUGGCUCACAGGUGGCCGUUUGUCGAGGAUGCCGCUGAAAUGUGUGGCGAGAGUUGGCGCAUUGUGUGAUGUGUAAAUAAACCAUGGACUGUGAUGUACCAUA